Aspergillus bombycis is the source of this 732-nucleotide messenger RNA. Its product is annotated as GNAT family N-acetyltransferase. The record is from RefSeq and is a predicted model, not a curated record. The coding region runs from base 1 to 732 and encodes 243 amino acids. Gene Ontology annotation, molecular function: acyltransferase activity, transferring groups other than amino-acyl groups. The transcript has a single exon. Lineage: Eukaryota; Fungi; Ascomycota; Eurotiomycetes; Eurotiales; Aspergillaceae.
AUGACCCAAAUUCGCGUGGAGCCCGUCACUGCGCCGGCGGACUUCAGCCGAUUCUUUGAGCUUGCGGCCCUCACCUUCGGCCUUCAGGUCCACGAUGGGGUCUGGUGCGCCAUGAAUCCUGGCUGGGACACGCCCGAGGGUCAUGCGAGCGGAAGUGCCCGUCUUGCUGCGCGCUGGUCCGCCACCACCAAUGACCGGCAUGGCAACCGCAACACCAUCUUUCUCAAGGCUGUCAUUGAUGGUGGUUCGGAUGAGGGGAAGAUUGUCGGCGCGGCUAUCUGGGAGCAGGCUUCCGCGGUGGUCGGGCACGGCCAGGCGCCUGCAGCCGAGAUCGGCAAUGCAGACCUGGAAGCUCUGUACCCAAAUCAGCCGGAUGAACAGCGGUACCUCCGGCAGGUAGACCUCUCACUGCGCCGGCGUCGCUUGGAGGUAAUCCGGGAGAUUGCGACGAGUGCGUCCCCGGCGGUGAUGGUGUUGGACUUAUGUGUGGUCGACCCAGCAUGUCAGCGACUUGGAAUUGCUACCAAACUGGUAGAAUGGGGCCUCCGGGAGGCCAAGGCGCGCGGCGGACUGGAGGCUGUGCUGGAAGCUUCGAGCAUGGGGCGGCACGUUUACAGGAAACUUGGGUUUGAGCAAGAAGGGGGCGAGUUCCGUUACGACGUGGACGAUCAGUUCCGGGGUCGUGACCAGCCGUCAAAUGUCUUUAUGCGUACCGGUAGACCGGCAGUCUGA